CAGCUGAUUCGGAAAGUAAUUCUUUUUAAUCUGUGGAAUUCGCUUAGCGAGACGUGUGUGCUUUUUUCAAUAGAAUUUUCUCAAUAAAUGUGUGUGGAAAAUGGCAGAUUCCGAGGUAUUAAAAAAAUUGAAGGAUAUACCAUUUAAAAUCCAGACCGCAAGUUUGAAAGAACGACGUGAGGUUGUUGAAGAAAUUCGGAAUGUAUUAUCAACACCGGGUAUAACAGAGCCAGCAGUGCGGUUUGUGUGUCGCCUGCUGGUGCUCACUCUACACCGCUACAGGGACUCCACCUCCCAGUCCUAUAUCAAGAGCUUGGUGGCCCACCUAGCCGCUACCCACAGAGAAUGGACCCUCAAAGCUCUGUUGCCUGUUCUGCUAGAAAUAUCAGAACAGCUGAAGAACACAGCUUCAUCAAAGAGCAUUUGCCAAAGUGGACUGUAUGCACUGCGCUGGUCCACAGUUCUUAUAGAUGGCACAAUAAAGUCCACAGAAGAGAAUGGAGUGGACUACAAUACUCUUGUGAUAUCUCAGGCCAACCUACUAGCUGCUAUUACUGCAUAUGGGGACCAUAGAAAGAGUGAUAAGGCAUAUUCUAUGUUACAUACAUCUUGGGUAUCAAUAGGCAAGGCUAAAUUAUCCAAGUGGAUUGAGGUGUUACUUGCGAUACCACCAGACUCAGGUCCACAGAUCUGUGUGACAUUCUCUAUUCUGUGCCGACAUCUACAGCAGAUUGGUGAUGGUGAUACCAUUGAACAACACAAGACUAAGAUGCUGGAAAGCUUUACCAAGAGUGUAAUCAGCGUCAAAUCUCGACCAAACGCGAACUACAUCAAGGGGUGUCACGACUUGUUAAGUCAACUCAAUUCUGGAGAUGUCCGCGACGCACUGUUACCGGCGCUACACAAGGCCAUGCUGCGCAGCCCUGAGACCAUCGUGCAGGCAGUCGGACAGGUGUUCGCCAGCCUCAAUGUAGAGUUGGAUGGGCUGGCUGUCGACAUCGGUAAAAGUUUAAUUGUGAACCUGCACUCGAAGGACGAGUGGGUGCGCGGCGAGGCGCUGCGCGCGCUGGAGCGGCUGGCGGCGCGCUGCCGGCAGCCCGCCGCCGCGCGCGCGCUGCUCACGCACGCCUUCGCCGAGUACAACGGCGCCAGUGGCAAGCUCACCUCCAGCGAGGACAAGAUCGCUGUACUCAAUGGUGUGAGCUGUCUGCGCGCGCUGCCGGUAUCUGGCGCGGAUCGGUUGACCCUGUUCAGUGAGGUAACGACUCAACUGGCGCGAGUACUAGACAGUGAGUCCCACGAGCGCACCCUGUGCGUGGCACUGGACACGCUGCAGCGGUGGACCGCCGGUCUGGGGGCCCCACUGCCUGAUAAGAUACUCGAUAUAUUCAAGAAGAACUUGUCAGCGAAGAGUACGACGCAGGUGGUGCGCACGAUGUACAUGAGCAUGGUGGCGGCCGGGCUGCGCGCGUGCGGCGCCAGCCCCGCGCAGGCCGACGCGCUGCAGCCCGUACUCAGCAAGGCAGUCGACAAAGCGGCUCAGCAGCCUUUGCAGCACCUGGUGGUGAACGAGGGUAUCUGCGCGAUGCUGUGCCUGGUACAGCUGGACGCGGCGCGGUCACUGGCGGCGCGCGCGCAGUGGGCCGCGCUGACUCACGCGGACAAGCACGUGCUGCUGCACGACCGCGUGCUGGCCGCCGCCUCCGACGACGUCCUAAUGCAGGUGGUGUUGCUAUGCAGAACAGUGUUGGAAAACUACCAAAGUGUUGCCAGCGAACAAAACUCGCCAAUUUACAGAGCCUUCGUGCUAGUACUGUUAUCUCCUAUCAAGACUGUUCGCACAUCGGCUGUAGAGGAAGUUAAGGCACUACUUGCUAAAGAAGACAGGGUUCUAUUAGCUAGGAAUUUAGCACUAAAAUUGAAUGAAGUUCUGGAAGAAGGAAAAGUGUUCAACACCAAAGAAAAAACUCCAUCUGACGAGAAAGCUGCUGGUGAAGUCACUGGGAAGAUGAUCUUAGACUGUGUUCAGGCACUGUGUUCAUUUAAAGGUUACCCUGAGAAAGACUCCCAAGACUUAGCCCUAUCAGUCCUGCCAAGCUGCCACCACCCCCUGGCGGUGGCAGUGAACCAGCACGCCUGGGUGAAGCUGGUCAACUACCUCGGACACGACCCUAGAAAGCUGGUCAGCCUGUACUCAAACAACCUGAAGAAUAAGUACAUUGUGGACUAUGUACCUAAUGACACCAACACGAACGUGGUGACGACGUUGGUCCGCGUGAGCCCGGACGUGGCGGGCAGCGCGGCGCUGUCGGCGGCGCUGGCCGUGCUCAGCGACCCCAGUCUACUGCGUGUGUCGCGGGACGAGUACUUCACGUACCUCACGCCGCCAGGGGACCUCUACGACAAGAGCGCAGUGCCAGGUAAUGAAGAUAAUAAGGAGAUGAAUUUGAAGCGCGAGAGCAAAGCGUACAGUUACAAGGAGCAGUUAGAGGAGUUGCAGCUGCGGCGGGAGCUCGAGGAGAAGAACAAGAGAGAGGGCAAGGUGAAAGAGCUGUACAAUAAAACUGUGAAUAAGAAUCGAGAGGUGAAAAGUAGUCGGUGGUCGUUGAGUCGGGUGUAUGUGCAGCUGAGCCGGCGCGUGGAGUGCGCGGAGCGGCUGGUGGCGGCGGUGCGGGCCGGCGCGGCGGGCGCGCUGUGCCGCGGCGCGCGCCGCCUGCUGCCCGCGCUGCUGGCCGCGCUGCGCUCGCCGCUGGCCGCGCCGCGCCUCGUGCCCGCCUACCGCGCGCUGGCCCGCGCGCUGCUGCCGCGCCACGCCGCGCUCGGGGACCUCAUCACGCGCCUCACGCUGCGACUCUACAAACCCCAGUGCGACCUGGAACCCAGCUGGGAAGACAACGAACUGGACGCGGCUACCGCACGCACCAUCAACCAGAUUUACGCCACCACCUGCACCAGACCCAGCGAGGGAGACGACGACACGCCGCAGAAGACCAACCACUUCACUGCGCCAGGAUUCUGUUACGCAUUCCCACUACUUAAACUUGGUCUGUCGAACUCUGCGCUGUGGGCGGACGAGCAGACGAUGCUGAACGGUCUGUCCGUCAUAGAGCAGCACGCGGCGCUGCGCCUGGACGCCGACAUGAUGCAGCCCGCCCUGUUCCCCAUCGACCACAUGUUCCGACUGCUCAUUGACCUCAUCAGCAGCACGAGCGGGCGCGUGCAGGCGGCCUGCACGGUGGCGCUGCUGGAGACGGCCACCUGCGGCGCGCGCGGGCACCUGCAGCUGGACGACGUGGCCUGCCUCACGGCCGGCCUGCAGAGCCCGCUCGACGUGGUCCGCGACGCGGCGCUGCGCGCGCUGCUGCGCGUGCUGGACGUGCUGCCGGCGCUGCUCGAGGACCCGCAGCACGCGCUCGACCUCACCAAGCGACUGCUCGUCGCCACCUUCGACGUCGCAGACGACAACAAAAAGCUGGCGGAAGAGUUGUGGUCCCAGUUACCGCUGGCGCAGCAGUGGAGCCGCGAGCCGGAGCUGGUGGAGCUGCUGCUGGACGAGGUGCAGCACCCCGCCGAGCCCGUGCAGCGCGCCGCCGCCGCCGCGCUGGCGCACCUCGUGCAGCGCGCCCAGCCCGGCGCCGCCGACCACGUGCUGCGCCGCCUGCAGGACAUCUACACGGAGCGCCUGCCCAUGAUCCCGGCCCGCCUGGACCAGUUCGGCCACGUGGUGGAGGCGGCGGUGGACGCGUGGGGCGCCCGGCGCGGCGUGGCGCUGGCCCUGCUGGCGCUGGCGCCCCAGCUGCCGGCGGCCGCCGUGCCGCCCGCCAUGCGCUUCUUCGUGGAGCGCGCGCUGCCAGACCGAAGCGACCCCGUGCGCGCUGAGAUGCUCAACGCGGCCAUGGCCAUCGUCGACCUGCACGGGAAGGAGACCCUGAGCAGCCAGUUGCCGGUGUUCGAGAACUUCCUGGACAAGGCGCCGAAGUCGGGCGGCUACGACGCCGUGCGCCAGUGCGUGGUGCUGCUGGUGGGGUCGCUGGCGCGCCACCUGGCGCCCGACGACGCGCGCAUCAAGCCCAUCACGCUGCGCCUCGUGGCCGCGCUGUCCACGCCCAGCCAGCAGGUACAAGAAGCAGUAAGCAACUGCCUACCUCACUUGGUCAGUUCUCCAGCCCUGGAAGACGAAAUCCCGGCCAUCAUGAACAAACUCAUGAAACAACUACUCACUGCCGAGAAAUAUGGAGACAGGAAAGGUGCAGCGUACGGUAUCGCUGGCAUCAUCAAGGGCCUCGGCAUCCUGUCUCUGAAGCAACUCGAUGUGAUGGGCAAGCUCACUGAGGCCAUACAGGAGAAGAAGAACUUCAAGUACCGAGAAGGUGCCCUGUUCGGGUUCGAGAUGCUGUGCCACAAGCUGGGCCGCCUGUUCGAGCCCUACAUCGUGCACGUGCUGCCGCACCUGCUGCUGUGCUUCGGCGACUCGUCGCAGUACGUGCGCGCCGCCGCCGACGACACCGCCAAGCUCAUCAUGAGCAAGCUCAGCGCGCACGGCGUCAAGCUCGUGCUGCCCUCGCUGCUGCAGGCGCUGCAGGACGACAACUGGCGCACCAAGGCCGGUUCCAUCGAGUUGCUGGGCGCGAUGGCGUACUGCGCCCCGAAGCAGUUGUCGUCGUGCCUGCCGUCCAUCGUGCCCAAGCUCAUCGAGGUGCUCAGCGACUCCCACAUGCGCGUGCAGGAGGCGGGCGCCGAGGCUCUCGGUGUCAUCGGAUCCGUCAUCAGAAACCCAGAGAUUCAAGCGAUCGUACCGGUGCUACUGGAGGCCCUGCAGGACCCAUCCAACAAGACGUCAGCUUGCCUGCAGACCCUGCUGGACACCAAGUUCGUGCACUUCAUCGACGCGCCGUCGCUAGCGCUGAUUAUGCCGGUGGUGCAGCGCGCUUUCCUCGACCGCAGCACUGAGACGCGCAAGAUGGCGGCGCAGAUCAUCGGCAACAUGUAUUCCCUGACCGACCAGAAGGACCUCAUGCCCUACCUGCCCAAUAUCAUACCCGGCCUCAAGAGUUCCUUGCUCGACCCCGUGCCUGAGGUACGUUCAGUGUCAGCGCGGGCCCUGGGCGCCAUGGUGAAGGGUAUGGGAGAGAGCAGCUUCGAGGAACUGCUGCCGUGGCUCAUGCACACCCUUACCUCGGAGUCCAGCUCCGUGGACCGCUCGGGAGCCGCUCAGGGACUCUCCGAGGUCGUCGCUGGCCUCGGCGUCCACAAACUGCAUAAGAUCAUGCCAGAUAUUAUCGCAACGGCGGAGCGCACGGACAUCGCGCCACACGUGAAGGACGGCUACAUCAUGAUGUUCAUCUACAUGCCCGGGGCCUUCACGGACGAGUUCCUGCCCUACAUCGGUCAGAUCAUCAACCCUAUCCUCAAGGCGCUCGCCGACGAGAACGAGUACGUCAGGGAGACCGCGCUCAAGGCCGGCCAGAGAAUUGUCAACUUGUACGCAGAGUCCGCAAUCACGCUACUGCUGCCUGAGCUUGAGAAGGGACUGUUCGAUGACAACUGGCGUAUCAGAUACAGCUCUGUACAACUCUUGGGAGAUCUACUCUACCGAAUCUCGGGAGUUUCUGGAAAGAUGAGUACGGAAACUGCUUCGGAAGAUGAUAACUUUGGUACAGAGCAUUCGCACAAGGCCAUCAUUAACGCACUCGGCCCGGAGCGGAGGAACCGAGUAUUGGCGGGACUGUACAUGGGUAGGAGUGACGUCGCACUCAUGGUGCGCCAGGCCGCGCUGCAUGUCUGGAAGGUGGUGGUGACCAACACCCCGAAGACUCUGCGCGAGAUCUUACCGACGCUAUUCGGUUUACUGCUGGGCUGCCUCGCCUCCACCAGCUACGACAAACGCCAGGUUGCCGCCAGGACGUUGGGAGACCUCGUUCGCAAGCUGGGCGAGCGCGUGCUGCCGGAGAUCGUGCCCAUCCUGGAGCGCGGGCUGCGCUCGGAGCGCGCGGACCAGCGCCAGGGCGUGUGCAUCGGGCUGGGGGAGAUCCUGGCGUCCACGUCGCGGGACGCCGUGCUGAGCUUCGCGGACGGGCUCGUGCCCACCGUGCGCACGGCGCUCUGCGACCCGCUGCCCGAGGUGCGCGUGGCGGCCGCGCGGACCUUCGACAGUCUGCACGCCACCAUCGGGAACAAGGCGCUCGACGACAUCCUGCCGCAGAUGCUGGAGGGACUCAAGGACCCCGACCCCGAGAUAGCGGAGGCCACCCUCGAUGGUCUCAAACAGUCCCGCGCGGUGCUGCCGUACCUGGUGCCGGUGCUGACGGCGGGCGGCGCGGGCGGCGCGGUGGACACGCGCGCGCUAUCGGCGCUGGCGGCGGGCGCGGGCGCGGCGCUGGCCCGCCACCUGCCGCGCGUGCUGCCGGCGCUGCUGUCGGCGCUGGUGGCGGCGCGCGGCGGCCCGGACGAGGCGCGCGAGCUCGACCACUGCCGGGACGCGCUGCUGCCCGUCGUCGACCCGCCCGGCGUGCGCAGCAUCAUCGACACCCUGCUGGAGACGAUCCGCACGGGCGACGCGGGGCGCCAGCGCGCGGCCGCGGCGCUGCUGUGUGCCUACGUGACGCACUCGCGCGCCGAGCUGGCGCCGCACGUGCCGCAGCUCAUCCGCGGCCUGGUGCUGCUGCUGGCGGGCGCCGAGCGCGACGUGCUGCUGAUGGCGUGGGAGGCGCUGGGCGCGCUCACCAAGUCGCUGGACCCCGAGCGCCAGAUCGCGCACGUGUCGGACGUGCGCCAGGCCGUGCGCUACGCCGCCGCCGACCUCAAGCCCGACCAGUUGCUGCCCGGCUUCUGUCUGCCCAAGGGUCUGGCUCCGAUCCUGCCACUGUUCCGCGAGUCUAUAUUGAAUGGUCUACCGGAAGACAAGGAGAACGCGGCGCUCAUGCUGGGCGAGAUCAUCAAACUGACUUCUGCCGCCGCCAUCCAGCCCUCCGUAGUACAUAUCACGGGGCCGCUCAUCCGUAUCUUGGGAGACAGGUUCAACUCCAGCGUGAAGGCAGCCGUGCUCGAGACAUUGGCCACUUUACUCACGAAGGUGGGAGUGAUGCUGAAGCAGUUCUUGCCACAACUGCAAACGACGUUCUUAAAGGCUCUGAACGACCCGAACCGACCCGUGCGCAUCAAGGCGUGCCUGGCACUAUCGCAGCUCGUGGUCAUCCACUCGCGCGCCGACCCUCUAUUCUUGGAGAUGCACAACACCAUGAAGAACGUGGAGGACCCGCUCAUCAAGGAGACCAUGCUGCAGGCGCUGCGCGGCGUCAUCUCCGCCGGCGGAGACAAGAUGACGGACGCCACGGCGCUGGCCAUUUUGCCCACGCUCAGCAGCCCGGCGCUGCUGGCGCACCCCGAGGACCCGCCACGCUCGCAGGCGGCCGGCUGCCUGGGCGCGCUGCUGCACUGCCUGCCGGCGGCGCAGCAGGACGCCGCGCUGGCGCACCACGUGCUGGCCGCCAGCGACGCCGAGCUACUGGCGCACGGCCGCUCCGCCGCACUCUUCGUGGCACUUAAGGAGACGCCCCACGUCGUCUACAAAGACGAGGACAAGGUGGACAAGGCCCUGCUGGCGCUGCUGGCCAGCGACAAGGUGGCCAUCGCCUGCAACGGGCUCCGCGCCAUGGGCUACCUAAUGCGCCACCUGCUCAAGGAGGGCCGGCCCAGCAUGAACCACCCGAGCAACGAAGUGAAGCAGCUGAUGGCGCGCGCGGCCACGAUGCUUGGCCGCGAGGCGGAGCUCAGCGCCAGCGGACCCAGCGCAGAGCUGCUGCGGGCGCUGUUGCCGGCACUGGUCAACGGCACUAAGGAGAAGAACACCUACGUCAGAGCCAACGCAGAGAUAGCAUUGCGGGCUGUGUUGAGACUGCCACAAGAUGAACAGUUCCACCUGCAAUGCAUGGCGUUGCUAGAGGAGGGCGCGCGGGAGGCGCUGGGCGACGUGGUGGCGCGGGUGCUGCGCCGGAACAUCGCCGACGGACGCGACGAGGACCUCGACUGCACGCUCCUUACCUGAGACCCACAUACUACGCGCAUGCGUCCUGGACUACACACUGAUACUAUUUUUUAAUUUGUUAUACAAACUUCUUACUUGUUUUCUUAAUCCUUGUAAAUAUCUGCCAGUCACUUUCAUGUGCUGUUAUUUUUUAUAAAAAAUAAAUUAAUUCAUAUUUUAUAAAAAUUUUACUAGACUAGAACCAUUAAUUUUAAUAAUGCAAUUAUUAUUAUAAUGUAUAAAAUAUUAGCAGGAAAAUUGAGAUGUUACAUCCGUACCAUUCGUGAAACUACACUAGAAAAUGAAUUUAUUAUAUUUCUGUCAUAAUCCAGAUAUAUAAAUGACUGAGUACUGUUAAUGUAAUACCCAGGCAAUGAAACAAAGUGACAGUGGUAAUAAAUGUAUUACUUGAAAAUGGCAUAGAACUGUAUUUCUGUCUGGUAAAGUACAAUUAAAAUGAAUCACAAUACAUGGUAACCCAAGAUUCUAUAAAAUUAUUAAUAGCAUUCCAUAUCAUAUUAUCUACAACAUGAAAACAAGAUUGAAUUUCCUAAUAUGACAUCAUGCUGAAUGUUGUUAUCUCUGUAAUAUUAACAGAAUAUAAAUGUAUCAAACUAAAUAAACAACACUAAAUAUGAACUGACUGUUUAUCUUAUAACAAACCAGUUUGAUUGAAUGAUUCAUCAAGUUGUACAAAAUUACAAAUUCACUCCAUGAUUGUUAUAAAACUUAUGCAAAUUUGUUCUCUUAGAUACAUAAUAGCAGAAUGAGGAAUGUUACAUAAAGAAGUUUAAAUCUUAACAUUAAUUACAUCACAAUUACUUCCUAACAAGGAAUUACAACUCUUUAUCUGUAUUCUUCUUUGUGAAGCCUCUUUCCUGGACCAAUUCAUUGCACUGCUGACGAGUCAGUUGCGACAGUGGUAGGCGUUCUAGUUCGCGGUCAUUUUCUCCAAGCAGCACCAGCUCUGGGGGAGCUCCACUGAUGAAAUUAACUUCCACACGCUCAUACUUAGGAGCGUCAUCCAUGACAAAUCUUUUCACCUCCGGUAGACGAUUCAGUGAGCAUCCUCUGCAAGUCUAAAAAAGAUAUUACAUUAAAUACCAAAGUUAUUGCAAUCCUUACUUCAAUAUUAUUAAUAAGUAGGCGUUAAAUAACUAACCUCAAUUCUUGCCGAAACAAUAUCUGAAUUUUCAUAUCCGAAACUAGUAGCUAAAAUAGCACAAAUAGCUAAUAACGUAAUCUUCAUUUUGAUAAAAGUAGAUGUAUCUGCCUAGUCGAACAGAAUAAAACUGAACUUAGAUCGUGAUUAAUGAUUCUUUAUAAAUCAGACCAAAACGUAAUCUGAUUUGAUAACAACCGAUGAACCGAAGCACCGAAACAAAUGUCAAU
Messenger RNA from Spodoptera littoralis (African cotton leafworm), 9415 nucleotides. NCBI's taxonomy places the organism in Eukaryota, Metazoa, Arthropoda, Insecta, Lepidoptera, Noctuidae. The record is from the annotation of a GenBank genome assembly.